AUGGCGGACGGCGCGGAUAACUCGGCGGCGGCGACGACGACGCCGAACGAAUUGUUCGCGCUCGCGGGCGGGGAGGUGCCGUUUUGGGCGAACAUGGUCAAGUACGCGCGAUUUUCGAUCAGCAUCAUGGUCGGAUUCGCGUACAUGUUCGGAAGGCCGGUGGCGGCGCUGCUGAAGAAGCCGCAGACGGCGGCGGCGGUGGUCGCGGUGGGCGCGGGAGGGUACGUGUUCUUUAAGUUUACGAUCGAAACCAUGCUCGGGAUGAACGAUCCGUCGACCAUGGGCUAG
Ostreococcus lucimarinus CCE9901 is the source of this 288-nucleotide messenger RNA. RefSeq lists its product with no specific name. The record is from RefSeq and is a predicted model, not a curated record. The transcript has a single exon. Bases 1 to 288 code for a protein of 95 amino acids. Lineage: Eukaryota; Viridiplantae; Chlorophyta; Mamiellophyceae; Mamiellales; Bathycoccaceae.